AGAAUUCUGAUGGUCCUGUUAUGAGAUUUGUCAAAAUAUUUGGUGAUAAGGAUCAAAGGACCAGAUAUGCAGGUCUAGGGUAUUUUGACGGAACAUAUGUCGUAAUCCCAUAUUGGCCUCGUUUCGUUGUCUGGGACUGGGCGAAUGAUGCUUGGUUCUCACUCGAUCUGGAUGCGGAUGAACAUUUCCUAUGGAUCUUUGACGAUGAUUUAUAUACCCUCCGCGGGUGGAAGCUCUGCAGAUACAACAUCAUUGGUCGUUUUGGAAGCACAUCACUCCCUAUCCGGCAGUGGGACUUCGAGCCGGAAUUCUUUGAUCUUGAUUUUCAAAAGGAAAGGGGAUCUGUCACCAGGGUAACUGGGUCAAGGAUGUCAGCGUCGUUUUCAUCCACUCUGCAUGCGCUGCAACUGGAGAAGGAGAGCGGAAAUCACUUUGCACUCUUCAUCCUUGAUCUCCCUCCUAGAAAUUCUGGCCAAGUGGGAGGGUUCACAUCCCCCGUCAUUGUACGUCAAUCCUCAAUUAUCCGGGAGCACAACACGCACCAUGGUCGCCCCUCACGGCAUGCCCAACCUGGGGUUUGGCUUUUCCCUGACGACGUUCUAUUCCAUUAUGAUGUUGAUCUUCCGAAGAGGACGGUGUUCGGACAAGCGAUAUCGAAUGAUAUUCGCGUAUUCCAAAACGAGUUUGAGUUCCCUUUCGAAUAUACAGAUCCUAACCCUAUUUGGAUCCUCGAUCCGGAGCCCAUGCUCCUGUCCGUACACGAAACUGUAUGCCUAGCUUCCGGGCUCCUUUUUACAAUUCGUGUGGGGGAAGGGACCAUCUGUUUGUUUCGAUUGAGCUAGGACUCAUGAGUAGGCAGGGGUCCUAACUCCCAAGUGUAAUCCAUGCAUGCAUGUAAUACAACUGAGGCCGACGUGGCGAAUGCCUACUAUUCUUCCAAUAGCCAUAGCGUG
This is a messenger RNA of Cantharellus anzutake, 953 nucleotides long. RefSeq lists its product as uncharacterized. The record is from RefSeq and is a predicted model, not a curated record. The transcript has 3 exons. NCBI's taxonomy places the organism in Eukaryota, Fungi, Basidiomycota, Agaricomycetes, Cantharellales, Hydnaceae. The coding region runs from base 21 to 842 and encodes 273 amino acids.